Molecule: messenger RNA, 948 nt
Organism: Cyphellophora europaea CBS 101466
Lineage: Eukaryota; Fungi; Ascomycota; Eurotiomycetes; Chaetothyriales; Cyphellophoraceae
Product: ADP,ATP carrier protein
Exons: 7
Coding region: 1-948 (315 amino acids)
Biological process (GO): mitochondrial ADP transmembrane transport; mitochondrial ATP transmembrane transport
Cellular component (GO): mitochondrial inner membrane
Molecular function (GO): ATP:ADP antiporter activity
Source: RefSeq, a predicted model, not a curated record
AUGGUUGAGGGCGACGUUAACCAGGGCAAGAAGUCCGUUUUCGGCAUGCCAGGCUUUGUCGUGGACUUCUUGAUGGGUGGUGUGUCCGCUGCCGUAUCGAAGACUGCUGCUGCUCCCAUCGAGCGUGUCAAGCUCCUUAUCCAGAAUCAGGAUGAGAUGCUGAAGACUGGCCGUCUCGACCGCAAGUACAGCGGCAUCGUUGACUGCUUCUCUCGUACCGCUAAGCAAGAAGGCGUGAUGAGCUUAUGGCGUGGUAACACUGCCAACGUCAUCCGUUACUUCCCUACCCAGGCUCUGAACUUCGCCUUCCGCGACACCUACAAGAGCAUGUUCGCCUUCAAGAAGGACCGUGACGGAUACUGGAAGUGGAUGGCCGGUAACCUGGCUUCCGGUGGUGCCGCUGGUGCCACUUCCCUCCUCUUCGUCUACUCCCUCGACUAUGCCCGUACCCGUCUCGCCAACGACGCCAAGUCCGCUGGCAAGGGUGGCACUCGUCAAUUCAACGGUCUCGUCGAUGUCUACCGCAAGACUCUCGCUUCCGAUGGUAUCGCUGGUCUUUACCGUGGUUUCGGUCCCUCCGUCCUUGGUAUUGUCGUCUACCGUGGUCUGUACUUCGGCAUGUACGACUCCAUCAAGCCCGUUCUCCUGGUCGGUCCUCUCGAGGGUAACUUCUUGGCUUCCUUCUUGCUCGGCUGGGGUGUCACCACUGGUGCUGGUAUCGCCUCGUACCCUCUUGACACCAUCCGUCGUCGCAUGAUGAUGACCUCUGGUGAGGCCGUCAAGUACAAGUCUUCCUUCGAUGCCGGUCGCCAGAUCAUGGCUGCUGAGGGUAUCCGCUCCUUCUUCAAGGGUGCCGGUGCCAACAUCCUCCGUGGUGUUGCCGGUGCUGGUGUGCUCUCCAUCUACGACCAGGCCCAGCUCCUCCUCUUCGGAAAGGCCUUCAAGUAA